Miscanthus lutarioriparius is the source of this 501-nucleotide messenger RNA. NCBI's taxonomy places the organism in Eukaryota, Viridiplantae, Streptophyta, Magnoliopsida, Poales, Poaceae. The record is from the annotation of a GenBank genome assembly.
AUGGGAGAAAACGCAGAGUAUUGCGAGACCGCAACCGGCAAUGGGCUGAACAACGGAGACCUGCACCACCGUCAGCAAGGACGGAACGCCGUAACUCGUAAGGGGCUCAGCGGCGCGAUCUGGAGCGGAAGGAGUUUGGCGACGGAAGGGGAUGGGUCAUGGGGGGAAUACCUUGAGCUUGAGGGAGAGGGGAGGGAGGAUGAGGGUGCCCUUCUUCUGCAGGACCUUGCCGAUGUUAUUGCCAGCGGUGCCCGCCAGCGUCAGCGCCACCGACUCCCAUAUCUCGCCUCCGACGGCGCCGAUCCGAUCGAACCCCUUCGUGCGCCGUGCGCCGGGCUAAGAGGGAUUGGAGACCGGCUUCCUUUUGGAGGGGUGGAGGAGCAGGAGCAGGAGCAGGAGCAAGUGGAGGAGGAGACCACGAGGGAGCGAGGUGGCCGAGUCGUGGCAGGGCUGCGCUUUUCUCGGCCGCGCGCCCGUGCUUGCAGGUGCCGCGGCUCGUAG